GGGCCCAGAGCGGGCCUCCGGUGGCCUCCAGCGCGGCCUUCCAGGGCUCGCGGAGCUAUUGGAGACGAAGCGAGAGUUCGGCCGACUGAUGGAGACGGUCGAGAACCAGAACCAGACGAUCACAGGGCUCCAGACGGAGCGAGCCGACGCAGAUGCAGCGAAUCGGCAGCAGUCGACGAAGGCGUUCGCCAACGCGAUCAUCGGAGACAAAGGGAAGCCGCCGACCUUCGACAACACGAAGAAGCUAGACUUCCACGACUGGGCGUUCAAGUUCAAGGCGUACAUCGGCAACCAGAGUCGGAAGUGCUUAGAGGGAAUGACCCAGGUCGAGUACAGCCAGAACCAGCUGAACUACGCCAACUACGUCAGUAACCAAGACGGAUUCGAGGCAUACCGCAGGCUGAGCUCCCAGUAUGACCCUCAGAACAUGGGCAGCAUCCUGUCGAGACUGAUGAGGGUGCUGGAGUUCGACUUCGGCGGAGAGGCGGAUUUUCUCGACAACAUGGCGAAGUUUGAGAUCUCGAUCGAAGAGUACGAGAAGCUGGCGAGCGAGGCCCUCAGCGACAACAUCCGCUCGGCGGUCUUGAUCGCGCGAGCCCCUGAGGCCUUGGGGAACCACGUGCUGCUGGGGGCACCCAAGGAGGAGAUCCAGUGGGCGAGGAUCAAGAAGGUGGCCGCCGACUUCCUGCUCACGAAGCAGUCCAUGCCCGGUGGCCCUGCGCCGAUGGACAUCGGCGCCAUCAACAGCAAGGGCGGAAGAGGAUACGGCAAAGCCAAAGGCAAAGGCAAGGGCAAAGGCAACGACACCAGAGGUAAGGGCAAGGACAGGAGCAGCGGCGGUGGCAUCGCCGGCGGAGAGAAGAAGUUCCAGGGACACUGCGGACGAUGCGGCAAGUGGGGGCACAAACAGAAGGACUGCUACGCCAAGAUCCACAACGUGAGCACCUGGGACGGCAGCGGCUGGGACGGCAACACCUGGGACGAGAAGUGGGGGAGCUGGGACACCACCAACGAGAAGGAGAAGGGUGCGGCCUCCUCCCACGAGGACGCCAGCGCCUCCAUCAGUGCCAACGCCCUCCAGUGCUCCGAGUGCGAGGACGCUGCGUGGAUCUUCGCCGUCGGCGCGCUUGAGGGCCCGAGCGGAACAAGAGUCGGCCAGACGGUUGACAUCAUGGUGGACACUGGCGCCAACAAGUCGGCGCGUGGGCCCAGCGACUUCCCCGACUACCCCACUAUGAAGGACAGGAGGCUGGAGAUCAAGGUCGCCAACGGGACCUCCUUGAAGCACUUCGGCGACAAGCAGGUGAGCUUGAAGACGCAGAGUGACGACGAGAUCAGUGUGAGAUUCCACGUCACGGAGGUGACGCAACCGAUCCUGAGUGUCAACAGCAUCAACAAGGCAGGAGCUGGGGUGGAGUUCCCACCGUCAGGCUCGACGGGCCCACCCUCGAUCACGCGGGAUUCGAGGAGCGGGCGAUCGCGGCUUGGGCUGAAGAGGAGGCUCGGCCUGUUCUUCCUGCGCGCGACGGUGAUGAGCUACGUCGGCACCAAGAUCGGCGCGGACGGCCUGGUCGUCAACAACACGGCGACGGGCGUCCCCGAGGAGUACAUCGCUGCGCAGGUGGACCAGCCGAUGGAGCAAGAAGUCAGGCCCGAGGCUACGGUGAUGACGGCGCCAAGGGAGCCGACGCGAGCCGAGAGGGGGGCUCACGAGGCCUUCCACUGUCCAUACGCAGCGCGUUGCGCGGACUGUGUAGGGGGGCGAGGCCUGGACGACAGGCAUGAGAGGAUCAAAGAGGUAGAGGGUGUGCCUGUGAUCCAGAUCGACUACAUGUUCGGCAAGACGCAUCGUGACGAGAAAGUGCACCCAGUCAUGAAUGCCAUCGACAACGUAUACCACUCUACGGCCUCGGCAUGGUGCGAGGCGAAGGGUGGGGGAGACCUGUUUCUCCUGAAGUGUCUCAAGCGGUACGUGGAGAAGCUCGGGCUUGAGAAGGUCGCGAGGGACAUCGGGAACAACGCGACCUUCAGGUACACACCGAAGACGAGCAAGGGGAGCAACGGCAUGGUGGAGAGGUUCCACUCGUUCAUCGAGGGCAUGACGAGGACCUGGAGGAGAGCCAUUGGGGCAAAGUACGGUACCGUGAUCGAGUUGAGGCAUCCCCUGAUGGCCUGGAUCGUGCGCCACGCAUCGUGGACCCGCGAUCGCUUCCUCAUCCACCGCUCCGGCUACAAGACGUCAUACGAGCGUCAGCACGAGAGGCACUAUGCCAAGAAGGUCCUGCCACUCGGCGAGACGGUUAUGUGGAGGCAUGGCAUCGUCGUGGCGAGGUCCAUGCGGAGGCCCGUGGAGAGCGAGCGCUACGACAAGCAGCUGCUCCUGGCCGUGAAGGGCAUCCCGAGCGACACGAAGGCAGCCGCCGACGGCGACGAGGCCAUGGACGACGCCGAGGACGCACCACAGCCCGUCACGAAGAGGAGGGGGUUGCCUCAUAACGAGCCGCGUGGCAAGCGGGCCGCGGCAGAGAGCGCAGCUGCACCUGAGGUGAAGCGUGCAGCAGUCGAGGAGCCUGAGAGCUCGGCUGGCAAGCGGGCCAGCGAUGAGGCGCCUGCGAAAGGCGAGGCGCACAAGGAGAGGAUAAUUGGUACGGUGAAGGUUGGCAGCGUGUCCGUCGCCAACUUGAUGGGCUACCCCGACGACACCGAGCUCUGCGCGCCGUGCGAGCUCGACCCCAACUUCGAGCUGCUGAGCGAGGCGUACUACGACGACGACGGUGAGUGCCUCGACCCCGACGCCGUCCGCGAGGGGAUCAAGAGGGAGGCGAACUUCAUGGAGUCCCUCGGCGUCGGUGAGGUCGUGGCGCGACCCCGAGACAAGAAGGUGUGGGGCACGAGGUGGUGCCACCGCAAGAAGGGUGAGGGGGUUCGCAGCAGGUUCGUCGUGAAGCAGUUCAGGGACGCCCAGGCGGGGGAUUUCUUCGCUUGCACUCCGCGCACGGAGGCUGUGCGCGUGCCGAUGGCGGCGGCGCUGAUGCUCAAGCACGCCAUCGUGACGAAAGACUUCAGCGUGGCGUUCAUGCACACGCCCGUGAAGGACGGCGCCGAGAUCUACGUGGAGAUGCCGCCCGAGUACGGCAUGGGGCAUGGAUACGUGUGGAGACUGAAGGGGUCUCUGUAUGGGCUCAGAGAGGCAGCGCUACGAUUCCAGGAGCUCCUGGAGAGCAUCGUGGUCGGGAUUGGAUUCAAGGUCUGCAAGGCGGAGCCCACCAUAUACCAUCACAUCGAGAAGGGCAUCAGGGUCGUGGUCCACACGGACGAUCCUCUUGCCUCAGGUCCCACGCGGGGAGUGCUCGACGAGUUCUUCGACGAGCUGACCAAGCACCUCGCGAUCAAGGGGCGGUACGUCCUGGGCGAGAACCCCGUGAUUUACCUCGGCUCGUCGCUGCAGAGGUUCGGGGACGUGAUCGUGGAGAAGAGCAAGCCCGGGCACGUCGAGAGCAUCCUCGACGCGGCGGGGAUGCUGGGCUGCAGGCCUGUGGGCACGGCUGGGGCCAGGCCAGCCCUCACCCCGCCCGGAGCCGAGCAGCCGCUCAACAGCGAGGAGCACUCGCUGUGCAGGAGGUGCUGCGGGAAGAUCCAGUGCGCGAUCCCGCGGAGGCUGGACGUGAUGCACCUGCUGAAGGAGCUCGGUCGUCGGCUGAGCGAGCCGAGGGUGGCCGACAUGAAGUGCUUGAAGCACCUCCUCCGCUACCUCAGCGGGACGGUCGACCUGGCCAUGGUCCACCGCUCCACGAAGGACUACAAGCGCAUCCGAGGUAGCACCGACUCGGACUGGGCGGGAUGCCACGAGACCCGCAAGUCGACAGCAUGCGGGAUCGUGCGGUGGUGCGGGGUGGUCGUCAGUGCCUACGCCCGCGCGGAGUCCGUGCUCGCCCAGUCGAGCCCUGAGGCCGAGUGCCUGGCGGCCGUGGAGCUGGCGGCGGAGAUGCUGUACGUGAGGGAGCUCGUCAAGUUCAUGGGCUCCGACACGUCGCUGGAGAUCGAGUGCGACGCGUCCUCCGCCAUCGCGAUCGCCUCGCGGCGCGGACUCGGCAGGUUGCGACAUCUGGAGGUGAAGUGGCUAUGGCUCCAGCAGCUGGUCGGUGCGGGCCAGAUCAAGAUCGCGAAGGUGAAGGGCACGGAGAACCUCCCCGACGUUGGGACGAAGUUCCUGGGGAAGGGUGCGCUCGAGAAGUGCCGCACCAUGCUCGGUCUGGUCCCGAUCGACGCCCUCGGGAAUGGCAUCGUGGCUGCCCUGAGCGCGUCCCGAGGAGCACGGUACCUGGCGACGUUCAUGGUCCUCGUGAACGGCGUGAGGGCCCAGCCAGCCACGCCCGACGGCGGGCCCGACCCACACCUGGCGAUCGUGGUGGUCUGGUCGGUCCUCUGCAUGCUCGUGGGCGUGAUGCUGUGCUGGCGCGGCUGGUGCAUGUGCCUAUACCUCCCGAGGUCAGCUGCAGGACGGACGGGCAUGGGCUGCUCCAAGGGCCAGCCCAGUGAGAGCUCGGAGAGGGGCCGAUCGGAGCCAGAACCCGAUCCGCCUCCAGCGCCCGACGCUCCCCGCGAGCAUUGUCGGGAGCCGUCGGAGCCGCGUGGCAGGGGCGUGUUGCUGUUCCACCUGGACACGGUCGGGACCUCGAUCCACUCGAGUCCGAACUGCCAGGCUCUGCGCGAUCGGCAUCACCCGCUGGUGACGAGGAGCGGGUGCCUGAUCUGCGCUCGGGUGCUGGGCCAGGGGGUGCGCAUGCUGCACCACGCGGACAGUGCCGAGAGCGCGGUCCACGCCGACGCUGCAUGCCGCGGGUUGAG
Molecule: messenger RNA, 4848 nt
Organism: Prorocentrum cordatum
Lineage: Eukaryota; Dinophyceae; Prorocentrales; Prorocentraceae
Source: the annotation of a GenBank genome assembly